Molecule: messenger RNA, 1137 nt
Organism: Argiope bruennichi
Lineage: Eukaryota; Metazoa; Arthropoda; Arachnida; Araneae; Araneidae
Product: phospholipase A2-like
Exons: 6
Coding region: 357-1127 (256 amino acids)
Biological process (GO): arachidonate secretion; phospholipid metabolic process
Source: RefSeq, a predicted model, not a curated record
AAGUAAGACGAAAUCAUGUGCAAUCAAUGAUAACGCCGGAAUCGUUCGAAGAAAUUCUAGAAACUAUUCUAAUUGUUCGCAUCCGAAAAAUUUUAGGACAUAGCUAUUGUCCGUGAUUUAUGACUGUAUAAUACAUUUAUCAAACAAAGGUAAUAUUAUCACGUGCUGUUCUCAAUUGCAGAACGAAAACACCAAAGGAAUGGGAUUUCAGUUGUAGUUUUGGCGUUAUCAAUUAUCAUGGCUUGCUAUUCUUCUGCCUAUAUGCGGCGUGGGCAAAUGGAGAUGGGCUGGAUUUAGAGCAUGGAUCGAAUCCUGCGAGAGUUUGGGCAUUUUAUGUCGAAGAUGAGAGUGGAAGGAUGGUGUCAGUGCUGACCAACCCUUUGAAAAAUACCUUAAUAGAUUGCUAUGUCUCGGGAGACAGAUCCUUGAUCACCGCUGUCAUGCAGACCGUUCCGAAACCCAAUGUGACACUUGUGGAUAAGAAAACAAUGGACCAGCUGGUGGGGAUUUGCAGCUACGCCAAAAAGAACGGCCACCUUUACGAAGAGGAUGGGGAAGAUGUGUGGCAAAAAUUCGGAAUUUUCAGUGGUUUCUUCAUUUACCCAGGAACAAAAUGGUGCGGUGCGGGCAACAUCUCAGAAGGUUACGACGAUUUAGGUGAGGAGGUCGAGGCGGACAAAUGUUGCAGAGAUCACGACUACUGUGAUGAUAACAUUCCAGGGUAUGAAAGUAAACACGGAUUGGAUAAUAACUCCCCAUUCACCAAGUCACACUGCGAUUGUGAUGACAAGUUUUACAACUGCCUGAUGGAGGCUGAUACGAAGACAUCGCAUCGUGUAGGAAAAAUUUUCUUCAAUUACAUUCAGAUGGAGUGCUUUAGACAAGAUAAUCCAGUCACUGGGUGCAAGAGAUACAAAGGGUGGAUCCGACGCAGGUGCCAGGAAUAUGAAUAUGACAGAUCCAGCGAACCUAUCUGGCAGUUUUUCGAUGCGAAACAUUACAGUGUGGAAGAUUCAGACGAAGACAAUGAAAUCGAAGACGACUAUAAGGGCGAUGUUUUCGAAUACAUGUUGCAAAUGGUCCUCAAGGAUGAAAAAUCUACAUCUUUCAGAAACAAAAUGUCAUAAUAAAAAUGUA